AUGUCUUCACCCUCUGAUUCCUUAACUGAUAUUGACGAAUCUGCCUUGAAUAAGAAGAGAGGCAGAGCACAAUCUGUCGAACCCGCCUCUCAACAAGAGGUAGAGGACGAGCUUAAUCCUACUGAAGAAGCUUCUACAAUCGUCUCUGCACCUAAAAAGACUAAACGUGACGAUGAAGAUAGCCCAGCUACAGUCAAUACUAUUCGUAAAAACAUGAAGGACAUGUCAACUACUGAUAAGAGUUUGACAGAAAGCAGUGACGAUGAAGCCAUGGGCACCAUUGCUGAAGAGGAAGAAAAGACUGCUAAUUCGCUUGCUAAAUUCGGAGGAGGUAAAGAUGAUGAGGACGAUUGGGGAGAGUUUGCUGAAGAGGAAGAAGAAGAAAAACCUGCUAAAGCUGAAGAAACCGAUAAGCCUAAAUACACCUUUGGAGCUUCUUCUGGUUUCGGAACUAAAGGUUGGGGUGCUUCACAUCAAACUAUACCCACUCCAUCCAAGCAACCUACAUUCGGUGGAUUUGGAAGUAGCUCAGGAUUUGGUGGAUUCAAGUCCUCAUCAACAACUACAAAUGAUACAACCAAAAUGGAUAACACCAGUACUAGCACUAUCACUAACACCACCACCAGCACGUCUGUACCUUCUUUUGGCUCAUUUGCAAAGGCAACUACAUCCCCUUUUGCAACAGCAGCAACGGGAAAUGCGUUAGCUUUACCACAUUCACCUGCCACGUCUUCCGCUAGCACAGAUUUAGAGAACAACAGCACCAACGGCGGCAGUAACAACAAUAAUAAGGAUAGCGAGUUGAACGAAAGUGACAACGAAAGUAAUACUGAUACACCUACUGCUUUUGGAGAAAGUGCUAGGGUUAAAGUACCUGGAAUUAAACAACAGACUGAGGUCACGACCGGAGAGGAAAAUGAAAAGACGAUUUACCAGACCAAGGCUAAAUUGUUGGUUUUGGAUGCAGUUUCUGGUAGUUGGAAGGAGCGUGGUGCUGGUACAGUUCGUAUUAAUCAAAAGGAAGAGGAUGAGAAAUUACAAACACGUCUUGUUAUGAGAACAGAUUCAGUUUACCGAGUAAUUUUAAAUUUAUUACUUUUUGAGGGCAUGAAAGUAUUUAUUAUGCAAGAUAAAUUUGUUCGAUUUGCAGGAUUCGAAAAACAAGAUGACACUCUUAUUCAUAUCACCAUGGAAAAGGCAAGAAAAGGCUUGAAACCUGUCAAACUUCCCCAACAAUUAUUCAAGUCUUGGGAGACUAUUAUUGAUAAAUAUGUUGCCUCUUCAAACAACGUAAAGUUAAUUCCAGCUGUCAUGGCCCUUCAAAAGCUCAUUGCUUGUCAAGAAGCUACUUAUGACCAACAAGCCCGUUGUAUCAAGGAAGCUGUCAAGGCUAUGCAAAAGAACGUUAGUGCUAUUGAAAAAUUACAGCCCGAGGAAUUACAACAAAUUAAAGCGCUUGUCGAACCAAUUGCCUCACUAGGUUAUUUUGCAGCCUGUGAAAACCUUUCUCGACGUACGUUUGUUCCUUUGAUUGAAGCAGCCAUUCAAUGUACAGGAAAAGAUGAUAUCCAGUUUACAGACUAUUAUAUGCAAUACACCUCGACUGAAUCCACCGAACAAAGUUUUGAGGGCAAACCUCUUUCACAAAGAGCAUUGACGAUUUAUGCGACCUUGAGCUUCCCUUUAGGCCGUAGUUUAAUUAUCGACACUUACCAACAUACACUCCAAUUCCUCGUGCAAGGUCUUUUGACUGCUCAAUAUCAAUUAAAAAACGAUCGCGCUCACGUCGAUCAAUUCAUGAACGAUAUUCAAUUCACAGUCAAGACAGUUCUUGUUUUAUUAUCUAGACAGUUGGAAGUGGGUCCACGCAUGUUUGAAAAAGUCGAGUCGAAUACAAAAGAUACAGAUGUUGCCUUAUUAGGCCAACUCAUAAAGACUUUAUUAGACAUUUGUGUGGAUACAACGACUUUUAUUAGAGAAUGUAAUCAAGUGGCUGGUAUGGCUAUUGGGGCCUUCAUCAAUUUGGCAAACAAUGAAGAGUUUGCCCGUGAUUGGGUACUCGGCUGGUUUUUUAGUACCACUACCAAUACCACCACACAACAUAUUGAAGCUACAUUGGGUGUAACUCCUUCUCAAAAAUUGGUAGGUGAAGAAGGUUGGAAUAGUCGUGAUGCUCCCAUGGUUUUUGCCUUGAGAGGUUUGGUUUCCAGUUUAAGAAAGGAAAUCGUUAUUUUAGACUGUCCCACUGAUUUGGUUUUAGUACCUGCCAUCAAAGAUACACCUUCAAAGAAUCUCCAAGAAAUCAUUUUUACCAGCGUCGAUUUAUUCUGUGGAAGGGCUGAAUUAGAUUCUUCUUGUAAAGUGAUUGCAUUUGAAUCUAUGGCAACAUGGCUUCAACAAACCAAAGAAAUUAUGGAAAAGCAUCCUGAACUUAUGAACUCAUUAUCUGGACCCAUUACACCACAUAACAUGAAUGUCUUGAUCCAAUAUGUAUGGGAUCAUUGGGAUGAUCCUAUCGAUUCUAUCCAGCACAAGGUUCGAUCCAUCUUUGAACUUUCUUUAUCCACCUUGCAGAUUAAAAUCAACGCCGAAGAAUAUACACACUUUGUGCGCACCUUGUUAAAGAAUUUAUUGGCUAUGGAUUGGCACAGAAAGGUGAAAUAUUCACUUUUAAACAUGUUGGUCGAAAAGAUUGAUACAGACGCAUUUUUAUCUAUCGAGCCUCACUUGAUUGAUAAAUGUUUCUUGGCUAUGGACAGUCUAGUCUUGUGUCCUCAAAUCACCUAUUUUUGUUUAGCUUUCUUGUACCGUCGCGUACAAGACACCAUCCCUGGUUGUCAAAAGUUCAAGGGCCAUAACGAAAAGAUCAAGCAAAGUGACGAUGUGCUUGUCAAAAAGGCCACGACAGAGUGGGUUGAAUUAUGGGUCGCUCCUAUGCUUCAGUGCUUGACCUCUUCCUCUGAAUUAUUACGUAAAAAUGUCAGUGGAUUCUUGUUGCAACCCUUGUUCAAAAUCGGCCCUCAGGCCUUUUGGUACAUCAUUCAUAUUUUACAAGAUAUGCAACAUCCUUUAUGGAAAACAUUAGACGUCAAACUUAGACUGAAUGCUUUUAUUGCUGUUUUAAAAUCGGGUCGCGGUUUGGAUAUUGUGGACGGUACAGCUUAUACAGGAGGAGAUGCGAUGGAAAAAGGAAAAAUCUCGGUUGAUACUUUGAAAUUGGCUAUUUAUCAUAGUGAUGCACAGGUCCGUAUGGAUGUCCUUGGUUUACUCUGUGAAUCCCGUAAAGCAACUGCUCAAGUCACACCUACCGAAUUAGAAAUGUUGAGACUCUUUAUUCCUCUCAACAUGAACUCGACUGCCCCUGAAUUUCGUCAACAAAUGUGUGCCCAUCUUGCUAAAAUCUUGACUCGACUCAGAGGCAACCUUUACUCGCAAUAUAGAAACUAUAAAUCGCUUGUGUUGUAUGCUGAAAAGGCGGAAGGAGACAAAAAGGAAACUGCAUUGACUGAAGCUGCAGAUAUUUUAGUCGUUAUUGAUCAAGCCAAGGAGUUUUUGUUUUGGCUUUGUGAUCAUACUGCUGAAUCUCUUUACCCUGGUGCUUCUUAUCAACGUGUGGCUACCGCCUUACGCAUUUUAAGUAUCACUGUCAAGAUCUUUGGUGUGACCGAAUUACCUCCUAUUGAAGGCUUCACAGAUCAACAACCUGAUUUCCCCUUCAAGAUGCCUAUUGCCAACCCUCGUCUUUCCAAAUUAUUAAUUGACGUGUUCUUGAACCCCUAUGAUUUCAACCGUGUACAAGCGUUUGAAAUUUUGUGCCAAUUCCCUAGUCCUCUUCCCGGUAUUGAGUCCAAGUCAGAUGUACAGGACUUGCUUUGGUGGGGUUUGAACAAUGUGGUAAGUACUCGUGCUGGUGAAAGUGAUAGUGGUGCCAUGGUCUUCCGUUUGAUCUUUACCAAAUAUGUGGUUGGACUUGGAUUUGAUCUCAGUCCUGAACAAAAUGUCACUGUUCAUGCUAAUGCGACAAAUGGGGAUGCUGCUGUUGUGUUCACAGAGAGAUUAUUGGAUUUGCUUGAGAAACAAGUCAAUGUUGCUAAAUCUAAUAUCUUAUUAGCUGCUCAACAACAUCCUAUGCAUGGUACUUUGUUGGCACUUCAAUAUGUCUUUCAAGAAUUGGAUUAUACCAGUGCCAAUGUCAAGAAUAAUUUUGCGGCUUGGAGAAAGACACAUGCUCGUGCCAUCCAAUUGAUUCAUGUUACAUGUGAUACUGUCAUGCCUGUUUUAUCAGACCCUUCCCCUGAAGGUCAAGUACCCACUAGUUUCCGUGAAGGAGAUGAUGAUGAAGAAGAAGAAGAGGAUGAUGAGGAAGAUGAUGAAGAUUCUGGACCUAAACAUCAAGUAAUUCUGAGUUGUUGUUGGCGUGCAGUUAAAGAAGCCAGUUCUUUAUUACAAGUGAUUGUAUCUAAGGCACCUGCUUCUCCCAAAGAAUCCAAUACCACCAUCCUCACUCACGAAGAUCUUGUCAAGAGUGGAUCUCUUUUCCGCCAUCUUUUAACAAACAUCAGACAUCGUGGUGCGUUCUCUGCUGUCUAUCCUGCUUAUGUAUCUCUUAGUACACGUUUGUUGACUUCGCGUGAUGCUUCCAUAUCUCAAAUCCCCGCUCAAUGGCUACAAGAAAACUUGGAUAGUUUAACAUCCAGCAAUAUCUCCAUUACGCGUCGUAGUGCUGGCCUCCCUCUUUGUAUUCUUGCUAUUGUCAGUAGUGAACCUUCUGUCAAGAAGGAUCUUUUGAGUAAAGCCAUGAAGUAUCUUAUGAAACUUGCCAGCGAAGAGCCUCCUGUAGAUGCUGAUCAAAGAAUUGAUCUGCCCCAAGUCCAUGCGUAUAAUAUUUUGCGUACUAUCUUUAUGGAUUCUAAAUUGGGUACACAUGUUUUGGAAUAUGCGUCUGGUGGUUUCUCUUUAGCUAUCAAUGGAUUUUCCUCAUUCAGUUGGGCUAUUCGUAAUUGUUCCGUUAUGUUGUUCUCUACCUUGUUACAAAGAACUUUUGGUACAAAGAAAACUAGAGAUGAGCAUAGUCACGUCAACACUUUAACCGGUCGAGAGUUCUUUGUUCGUUUCCCUGAUCUUCAUCCUUACCUUUUGAAGGAAUUGGCCGUAGCGGUUGAACAGCUAUUAAAGAAUUCGUUAGCAGCUAGUGUUCAUCCUGGACUUUAUCCUAUUUUGACACUCUUAUCUCGUAUGCAACCUUCUACCGAAGAUGUCAAUGAUGAAGAGACCGUCUUGACACCCUUUAUCCCUCUCGUCAUGCCCUGUGCUGCUAGUGCUAUUUACAAAACCCGUGAAAUGGCGGCCAGAGCGCUUGUGCCUUUGGUUUUGGAUGUCGUACCUACUAUCAAGUACUUGUUGAACAUCUCAAAUACCAUCACACAAAACGAGAUUCAUGGCCGUUUCCUUCAAGUGCAGUUCUUGUUGCGUGGACAUUUUUACGCUAGUUCGGAUGCCGUUGCUUCAUAUCAUCAAUUUAUCAAUGAUAUGCCUGAGAUGAUGAUGGGCGCAUUGGCAUUGUUGCGUGAACAAAGAUUCUGUAACAUGAAUGGAGCUUUACUUUUGAGCAUUAUUAGUGAGUUCUUUUUUGAUACCAAGUGGAUGACCACGGGAGGAAAGAGUAAAGAGCUGACAGAAGAAUUGAUUCAACUUUCAAAUGAAAAGUUUGAGACACUUCGCAGCACAGCCAAGGACUAUUGCGUUGAAUCUGUUAAGAAAGACCAAGUAUCUGGUAUUGGAUCUUAUUUACUCCGUGAAAAUAUGGCUAAUAUUACAGUAAUGGGUACUUUAAACAAACCUGAUGCCAAGCUGGAUAGUAUCUUAUUUUUGUUGGAGGAUCGUGAUUAUGAAGUGCGUUUGUUGGUGCUUCAAAAGCUCUUGAAUUAUUUCACUGAUUCUACGCAUGCUACAGACGAUGCAUGCGCUUCCCGUUACACGCGUUUACAAUGUAUCCUGGUGCAAAGAACAUUCUCCGGUGAGGAUAGCUUAAAUUGUUAUGUUUUGACUGCCAAGCUUUUAAUGGCGCUCAGUUCUUCCAAUCCUUAUCCUGCCGACUCGGAUAUGCCCUUUACAUUGGAGCAAUAUUGGGACAAACUUGUGGUCCAGUUUGCCGAAAAGAGAGCCUUAUCUGUUACUGAAUCCGUGCUUCCUUUGUUGGGUGCAUUGCUUGCCCAGAUUCUUCGACAUCCUGUUCAUAUUGACUGGGUUCAACAAUGUCUGGUCACUUGGAGUGGAUAUAUUGAAAAGUACAGUCAAAAGGAUAUUACAUUGCCUUUACGUGAGGCUGUUGUGAAGUCCCUUCAGUUCACAUCUACACAGGUCUUUGCUAGUACGUUUGAUGAAAACAAUAAGGAAGAUGCACGUGUAACAGCUGGUCUAGCCAUGGCACAGCUCUUGCAAGAUGACGAUGUGGAUGUACGUGAUGAUACCGCUUGUAUUGUGUCCGAAGCACUUCAAUUACAAGCCCCUGUGCACCAUGAACGUGCAUUGGAGCUGGUGCACAAAUUUUUAACAGGUCGCUUUGAUCAGUCAAAAUUAUUAGAAUCAACACUUGCCCAUACCCUUGCUGGACCUGAAUCCUUGCGUAAGUAA
Messenger RNA from Mucor mucedo, 6633 nucleotides. Its product is annotated as putative death-receptor fusion protein-domain-containing protein. Gene Ontology annotation, biological process: tRNA methylation; intracellular transport. NCBI's taxonomy places the organism in Eukaryota, Fungi, Mucoromycota, Mucoromycetes, Mucorales, Mucoraceae. Bases 1 to 6633 code for a protein of 2210 amino acids. The record is from RefSeq and is a predicted model, not a curated record. The transcript has 11 exons. Gene Ontology annotation, cellular component: cytosol.